AAUUAUACCUGACCAUAUAUGAUUGAGGAACACUGAGUGAUCACACUGUAUCACAGUUAAUCAUGAGACUCGUAGUCUGUCUCCUUUCCCUGCUAACUGUGCUCGGCAGAGCAGAAUGUGGGAAUGUUUUAGUCUGGCCAACUGAUGGCAGUCAUUGGAUUAAUCUGAAAAUUGUGAUGGAAACAUUGAUUGACAGAGGACACGGUGUUACAGUGCUGCUGCCAGAUGCCUCUAUGUUCAUGGAUGCCAAAGAAUCGGAUCGCUUCUCCUACCUGCCCUUUAAUGUGUCCAUGUCUUCAAAGGAUAUACAUGAUUUCCUCGAGGAAAUUCUACACUUCUCGAUCUAUGAGCUGGAUGAGUUAAACCUACUGCAGGUGCAAAUGAAAUUUUAUGAGCUUGUCUCCAAAAAUGUUGAAAUAUGUCUUUCAUACUGUGACGGAGUACUAAAAUCUCCACAGUUGAUGGACAAAUUGCGGCAUGAAAAAUUUGACGUCGUUUUGACUGACCCGAUUUACCCAUGCAGCGAUAUAGUGGCCGAACAACUGAACAUUCCCUUGGUGUACACGUUCCGAUUCUCCAUCGCUAAUUCUGCAGAGCGGAUGUGUGGUCAGAUACCAGCUCCACCAUCAUUUGUUCCUGGAGCCAUGAGUAAACUCACAGACAAGAUGAGCUUUACAGAGCGAAUCAUCAACAUGCUCUUCUACCUUUCUCAAGAUGUGAUGGCCAAUUUUGUGUGGAGAAAAUUCAACAACUACUACACUGAUUAUUUAGGACAACCCACUUCCUAUUGUGAGAUGAUGGGUAAAGCUGAUAUCUGGUUAAUCCGAACCUACUGGGAUUUUGAGUUUCCACGGCCAUUUCUGCCCAACUUCAAAUAUGUUGGAGGGCUUCACUGCACCCCUGCCAAGCCGUUACCAAAGGAUAUGGAGGAGUUUGUGCAGAGUUCAGGGGACGAUGGGAUAGUGGUGUUCACACUGGGGUCUAUGGUAAAGAACAUGACCAAAGAGAGGAGCAAUACGAUUGCCUCCGCACUGGCACAGAUACCUCAGAAGGUAUUAUGGAGAUACUCUGGAGAGAAGCCAGAUACUCUUGGUGCAAACACCAGACUCUUUAACUGGAUCCCUCAGAAUGAUUUAUUGGGUCACCCCAAAACCAGAGCAUUUAUUACUCAUGGGGGCACUAAUGGCAUAUAUGAGGCCAUAUAUCAUGGUGUUCCAAUGGUCGGAAUCCCCUUGUUUGGUGACCAGCCAGAUAAUUUGGCCCAUAUGAAGGCCAAGGGGGCUGCUGUUGUCAUGGACAGCAUUAAAAACAUGCAGACUCAAGAACUGGUGGACGGACUCGACGCCGUUAUUAACGACCCCUCGUAUAAAGAGAAUGCCAUGCGUUUGUCCAGGAUUCAUCAUGACAGACCAAUUAAGCCUUUGGAUGAGGCCGUGUUCUGGAUAGAGUUUGUCAUGCGUAAUAAGGGUGCUAAACACCUGCGUGUGGAGGCCCAUAACCUUACCUGGUACCAGUACCACUGUCUGGAUGUGUUCGCUUUUCUCAUCACUAUAGUGACUGUAGUCCUCUAUAUCUUCUAUAAAAUGUGUAAAUAUGUUAUAAUGCGUUGCUGUUUUAGAUCAAAGCAUAAAAGCAAAAAAGAGUGAGAAGACUUUUUUUGCACUAAAUAUUUUCUCUCUUCCCCAGUGCCAUAGGUUUCAUUUCAACAAAAUCUACCCCCAAUAACAAAAAAAGCAUUACAUUUAUUGAUUUACUCUUAAAUUAAUUAUUUACAACUCAGUCUAAAUGAUAUUUUGUCACUAAUCAAUCAGUAAUCAGUUUGUAUGUUUGUACUGUAGUAUACAGUGGGGUGUAAAUGUCUGAGAAAACUAGUGAAAAUGCUUGUUUUGCAUUUUUUCAUAUUUACUAAAAAAAAAAAAAAAAUAACAAAAAAAAAAGAAGUUAAUUGGGAAAAUGUACUUUAAUGUCAGAAUGUGGUAUUUUGAUUUAAUGACAGCAUGCACUUGAGCUGACACGGAUUUUAUUCCAACUUGAUUAUAAAAUGUUUCAGAAAACAUCUUGUGGGCUUCUAUUGUGAUUGUACGCAGGGUUGGGGAGUAACGGAAUACAUGUAACGGGAUUACGUAUUUAAAAUACAAAAUAUAAGUAACUGUAUUCCACUGCAGUUACAAUUUAAAUCAUUGGUAAUUAGAAUACAGUUACAUUCAAAAAGUAUUUUGAUUACUGAAGAGAUUACUUUGCAUUUUACAUUGUAUUGUUAUUGUAUAGUCUUAUUUUGUGCAUACUGUUUAUUGUAUAUUAUUUUUAUUAUAUUUUCGUAUUAUUCUGAUGCGCCAUGAAUACGCAAGGCAUUAAAUAACGAAAAAAUGAGAAACAGGAAGUGUCUCAUAUCUCCUGUAUGCAUUGUGUGAUUUAGAUCAAAAUUUAGAUGUUUUGAUUUGGGGGCUGAUCACAUGGAUGUGACUAUUUUGGGUCACGGUCAUAGCACCACCACCUGGCAGAAGGAAGUGUGGCUCUUACAACAGACUUUAAAAUAGUCCUCUUAUAUUUACCCAAAUUGCUUAAAAAUCGUUUAGAUUAAUGUCAAAUGCAUUUGCUUUUACCUUGCUUUGUUUUCCGAAAGCCACCGGGUGGAAAUGGACCCAUGGUGCUUGGGCCCGUCAUUGCUGCUUGCAGCUAUAUUACCUACUAUUCUUAUAAAACUAAUAAGCUCAAAAUAAUUUUUUUACAAAAUCAUUAUGACCUCAUUAUUACACUCAGUUAAGCUACUUGUGUUGUAUGCCUCACAUUUUGCCAAAUGUUGUAGGUCAUCUGGGUAUUCCAUGCAGUCAAAUUGCAAGCUGUGCACAGUAUACAUAUUGCAAAAACAGAACAAGUAUGCUACAUAACACAACCCACCAUCAAACAAAUCCACUCACCUACAUCAUAUGAAGACAAAUCCUCACCCUAGGCCACAAGUGAACUAAUAGUCAUAAUAAAAAUAUCUUAAUCCAAUCCAUGAUUAUGGUUUAUUGGUUUUAUGGUUAAGUGUGAAAAAAAAAAAGAAAAAGUGACAUUUAAAUAAAUGUAAGACUGGUGUUAUGCAUUUGUUCUCCACUGCUGUAGACAGCUGGUAUGGACGCUUGUUUACAUCAAUAGAAAAGAUGAAUGGGCAAAAAAAGAAAGGACAUUUCUAGUUGUUGUUUUAUAAGACGGAGACAUAUCUCCACCAAAAUAGGCAGCAUUAUUUUUCUUCCAUACGUUUAUGAGAUGUGUGUAUUCACGGAAUAUUAAGGAAAUUUAAUGGGACUGAAAUCAUUUUUUUCUUCAUUCAGAGCCUUGUAAACUUAACUCAUCCUUAGCAAAUCGAUGAUUUUAAACACUAGCACAAUUGCCAAGUUCUAACGCACCUUGAUUUGAGACUCAUUUCUGUGGACGUGAAUAACUAAAACACUCCACUGAUCUGAACCAGCUCCUCAUUCACUCUACACAUGUGAUGCAGUAUCUCAUUAAAGAGACACUUUGACACAACGCGUCUGCAAAUGUUGUGAAUUCCAUGCUCACCUCUCAGAAACCAGUAAUUAGUUCCUAAGCAUCUCAGAUACUGUACAACACACAUGACUAUUCUCAGAAAUACAGCAGGUUACAAACACAGUAGGCCUGUUACAAAAAUGAAAAGUCAAUUCAACAUUUUCCUCCAAACCUCAAUUUGUUUAUAAUAGAAAAAAAAUCUUGCAUACUACAUGUAUGAAAGAACAACACUAAUUCGUUUCUCUUCCAGACCCCCUUGUUUAAUACAGUUCUCUUCAAUUUUAAUUUUUGGUGCACAACAGUGAAUCUCAGGAAAACAUGUCCAUGUCACAUUUACCCCCAAAUUAAAAGAUAAAUAUUUUGCCUUAAGAAAAUGAAGCAUAUUUUAAGGAUUUUUAUGACAAUCCCAUAUGUCCAGAUUUGUGUGUGUGUGUGUAAUUCCCUUUAUUCUCAAUGGUUAUUCUCAUAACUUUAAUACUUUUUUUUUUUUACUGACUGUAAUGAUAAUUGUGGUUAAAAGGUGCUUAAUUGGCAUGAAAAAGUGAUCCCAAAAUAGGUUGAAUUUUUUUUACUCCUUUUAAUUAAGGAGUGAAAUACGACUCAGACAUGUAGAAAUUCACCCAUGAAUCCACAGCUGACCCAAUGUUUUGAGGGAAUGGUGCAAACUUGCUAGUGUCAUAAUCAGGAAUCAUUGAAAAUAGGAUUAUAUUGAAAGAAAAGAAAUACUAAAAAAAUAUAUAUAUAUAUAUAUAUAUAUAUAUAUAUAUAUAUAUAUAUAUA
Molecule: messenger RNA, 4290 nt
Organism: Myxocyprinus asiaticus (Chinese sucker)
Lineage: Eukaryota; Metazoa; Chordata; Actinopteri; Cypriniformes; Catostomidae
Product: UDP-glucuronosyltransferase 2C1-like
Exons: 6
Coding region: 63-1646 (527 amino acids)
Molecular function (GO): UDP-glycosyltransferase activity
Source: RefSeq, a predicted model, not a curated record